GAAGAGCAACAAGCCGCCGUGUGCAUCGUUUUCUCUCUCUCUCUCUCUCUCUCUCUCUCCCCGCGCGCGCGCAGACACACACACCCAGUGUGUGCUACUCAGUUCGACGCGGCAUCUCGUCCCACCGUAAGUAAAUCGCUCGUCCGAAAAAUCCAACGCCACUCGGUUCUCCACUCGCAGCAGUAUUGCCUAUACGUAUUACGAUUGUACGAAAUAGUGCAGUGCAUUGCGUCCGUAAAACGCGUAUAGGUGUGCAACGUUACAUACGCCCACGCGUGCGAGCAUAAGGAGAACGAGGAAUCGAUCGAGGAGAGGCAGUAAGAAGUUAGAAGGAGAAGCUUCUUCUGGGAGAUCGACGACGACGACGACGACGACAACAACAACAGAGAAUAGAAAAUAGAAAAAUGCAGUCCUUUCCGGGUCAAGUCAACACGGCGACGUCGGCUACGGGUCAGACACCAGGUUCCGUCAGCAUAAGAUUCGACCCGCUCUACGUGCGGACUCUGCCUGGAGGGCUCAAAGUGGCUCAGAUUAUACUGAACUUCAUUGGGUUCAUCUGCAUCAUAACGACGGAUGUCAGUACCAGUAGAGGCAAUUGGUUCAACACCGUGGCGAUGAUAGGAUUCUGGAGCUCCGGAGUUCUUCUCGCCUUCUACCUCUUCCACAUCAUCGAGAAGUUCUACAAGAUCCCUUGGCUGAAAAUCGAAUUCGUCUACUGCGCCAUCGAGACUUUCUUCUACCUCCUGGCUGCAUCGCUUGUUGCAGCUCACGCAUACAUCAGCGAAGCCUUGGGAGCAGCUGCUUUCUUCGGCUUCGCAGCGAUGUGCCUCUACGGCUUCGACUGUUGGCUGAAGUUCAAAGCUUUGAAGAGCGGCGAAUACGCGCAGGGCCAGCCACCCUCAUCCAAGCCCGUCUCCACCGUUGGCAGCCCGGCCGGAUACUAAGCCGGGAGAGAGACACGCCAGGACCUCUUCACUUCACUCUCGAGCUCUUUCUUCUCUCUGUCAUUCUCUAUCAAAGUAAUUAGCGCUCCCUUAUAGUAUACGUAGAUCCUAGCUGUAAUAGCUUUGUUUCUUAUAAGCGUUGACUCGAUGUUGUGAUUCGGGGAGUAUGAGUAUAUUUGGAAAUUUGCAUGAGCUUUUUCCACGCGAUGUUUUAGUCUUUCUUUUUUUCUUUCGAAGCGUGUAUAAGGUUUGUCAUAUAGAUUACGAAAGUGUUACUAAUCGAUGUGUAAGAGUAUAUUACGACAAUACAAUUUUACAAGGGGUUCACUCAGUAUAAGGUAGAACGUUGUUGUAUUUUCAUCAUGUCGACGCUUGUAUGUCGACAGAGGGAUAUGCGAUAUUUAAAAAAAAAAAUAUAUAUAUAUAUAUAUAUAUAUAUAUAUAUAUAUAUAUAUAUAUAUAUACACACACACACACGAUGAAAACGUUAAAGGAAAAUAAAAAAUAGUUAGAAAGCUUCGAGAAAAUCAUGCAAAUUUCUGAUGAUAAGCGUUACGAAAACUUUGUUAGACGAUUUAUCCGGACUAAAAGUUUGAAUUGUGGUAGUUCACUAUUAGGGUUAUAUUCUCGUCUGCAUAUCUUACUACCUCUGCACUAAGAAAGUAAUUGUUGGAAGGGUCUCCUAAGUUUUCCGCGCACAGCGAUCUGGCUCGGUAUUACGCUUGAAAAGGGUGUUCAUGAGUAUUUCAAAAUUAAUGUUUUUAAUCAACUCGAAUAUAUGAAUUUCGAUGUAUAAUUUCGACGUUUGUUAGAGUUUUAAAUGUUGCCUGUUAACGAUGUUUAUUAUUAUUAUUAUACGAGCGUUUUAACUGAAACUCUAAGAUACGUUGCGCUGGUAUUACAGCAUUAAUUUUUAUUAAUAACGAUACUAUUGUUCCAAAGAGACAGAGUAAUACGAACGUCAGAGCGGAAAAUGUACGAGAUAAUACUCUCCAACGACAGAAAUCUUUAUCUGUGUACAUAUCCUCGUUAUGUAUAUCUUGUAUACUCAAAGACAUCACAGCGGAGAGAGAGAGAGAGAGAUAGAGACAGAUGUUACUCACGACUGCGUUAAGUGAUUUGUAAUUGAAAGGAUAUUAUAGAUUCGCACUUUGUAAGUGCGCGAGGUGCGAAGUUUAAUUUAUAAAGUAAUUUCUAUUUUUGUAAAACGAGUAUUUAAAGGAGACAAAUUGCACUUAAGUUUAGUAUUAUAAUUUAUAUUUCAAAUAAACUACCAAAAACUGAAUAAGAGAGCAGGUACAUUGUUCGUACUUAAAGAGAGUCAUUCGACACCUUCUUGAUUUCCUAUAUUCGCUGACGGAAUUAUCGAUACCUUACUGAUCGGUAAGUUGACGUACAAAGCCAUUGAAGACUAAAUAAGACAAACAAAAGAAAGUAUAUAACCGCAGAUAGAGGAAUGCUAGAGUUUCAAAUACAAAUCAGUUGCUAAAGUCGCGAUGUCAAGUACAAUAUCGCCGUCUCCCGACAUAUCACGAGCAAACUGCACGCGUUGAUUCCUCUGCGAAAGAAAAAAGUAAACACACCUGUACACAAAACACACAGCACACGCUUCCCCGCACACGGAUAUGUAUUCCUUUGAUUUCCCGCGUAUAUGAGUAAGAACACGCACAGAGCCAAAACCGAAAGAAGAGACGAAGAAAGAAGUGCGGAUGUGCAGCAAAUCGAUGCAAUCUUGUGCCAAGAUUAAUGUGCGAGUUUGUGUUUCAUUAUGAAAUCGCGCGGAUGUCAAGGAAUUUGAGCGAUGGUUCGCCGCGGGAGGAGACCUCUCGACUUGUUGAUCUAUGCCUCUCGAUGACACUAAUGAAAUACAAACUUGAACUCAGCGAUGAGGUAUUCGAUGCAGAUGAAUUUUUUCUUUUUCGCCUCCGGAGCGCCAUCAUUUUUCAAUCGCGCGACAACAGAGCGAAGGGGACACGACCGGGAACAACUGUCGCGAGCUGACACUUUUCUGGCUUCUGCAUUUGUUUACGACAACAAUGUUCUUUUUUUUCUUGAAAAUUGCACAAUUACUGCAAUCAUCAGCGGCAUCUUAUCGUCGAGAAAAAAAAUUCGCGAUCAUUCGUUUGAGCUGAACGUUUGUAAAUAGAAUCGAAGCGCAUUCUCAUCAGCCACAUGUGCUUACACGGAAGCUGAGCUGAAGUGUCGGCUUGAAGACGACAUAAUCAGAGAAAGAUAUGGAUGAAAUAAAUUGCGCGGGUCGUGACUACACACGUGAAAGGACUCGUGUUCUAUGGUACAGUUUGUUAUGUUGCAAGGCUUAACCGCAGUUCGUUUUAUUUGCUUGUAUGUAUAUUAUGGAAAACACUGUAAAGCGCUGCAGAUUUUUAUCAAGCACUUAAAGAACUCUUUUUUGGACACUCUGCUUUUAAAUAAUUCAUAUUAAUUUCAUCAGUACUAUAUAUUUUAUACAUUUACUGGGGUUUCUUUCAGUGCUUGAUUGAAAAUCAAGUUCAUAAUUUAAGCUUGUAUUUGCGAUAAGUAUAAACUAGCGUUAAAUGUUUAAGCAUCGUUAUUGCAUACCUUAAUACGAAUCUUCGUACGUCGAAUUAAAAAUAAAUAACAAUUAUAAUGAUGAAUGAAGUGCGGAUUUAUAAAACAUUUAAUUUGUGAAAAGAUAUUUUUGUUGCGCCAGAAAUUGAUUAAAAAAAAUUGGAGCAUAAAGUACACUACACAUUUUGAUGUUUUAUGUAUAGUUUAAAUCAUUUUAAUCAAAUAUUUUUUAGCGUUGGCACAAAUUAUAUUUAUUUUAUUUAAAUCUACUAAUAAGGUUAUUAUACGCUAUUAUUCAAAAAGAAAUAAAACCAUCGCGCUUUUCGCAGUGGAAUAAAAAGCAUUUUCAGAAAAAUUGCUAUGAAUUACUGUCAAAAAACAAAGAAGAUUUUUAUGCUAUUAUAUUCAUUCAUUUGCAUCAUUCACAUUCAAAGAAAGAUUAACCAAUCAAGUAAAACUUUAGUUAUUCAUAUUUAUUUUUGUUUGUAUGGUAUGAUAAAAAUGAGAAUAGUUAUGCAAGAUUCGAUGUUCACGUAUUAUAUGGACGACAGUUUAUAUUAUACUGCCAAAAGACUGAAAUAAGGCGACAUUAAUUGUAUAUUACUGAAGCCCUGGUAGAAAUGAGUCUAAGAACAGGCUAGUAACUGGCCAGCUCUUAGGAUUUAACCUAGUUACUACCUAAUAAAUGGCCAGUUCUUGGGGUCAUUUCUACCAGGGCGCUUAUUUAAAUAAAAUCCGAUUUGCACUUAGGCAAACACGAAUAAUAGAUUUCAAUAUUUCAGAAAUCGCGCCAAGUACGCCUCAGGAAUUGAAAAUGUUAAAAUCACAUAAAUAAAGCAAAUUACUGUUAUAAAAUGAUUGCAGAUUACAAAUAGAACGCAAGAAUUAUUGUCAUCACCAUUAUUACUUAUAAUUAUGUAUACAUUCAUAUGUAUAUACAAUUUAAUAAAAUAUUAUUAAAUGAUAUAUCUGCAGCUAAACAAUAACACUUUGAAAGUACCAAACAAUAAAUGACGUAUGCCCAAUUAAUAUUCUCAAAUCAUAAAAAAAAAUAUAUGUUUUUCAAUAAACAUUGAAAAUUAUGUAAAUAUCUGUGUUAUACACAAACAUCACAAACGUACUAGAAAGCAAAGGCUAGGCACUAAUGUGUUCAUUUGUCACAAACUUAUGCAAAAGGUAUUAUAUUCUAAUUAAGUAUGCAUAUUUUAUUUAUUGCUCGCUUAGUUAUUUAAACGCAAAAGCACACUGACAAGUGAAAUGCGUUCACAAUAAAACAAUAAUUAUAUAAAUUUUGUUCGUAUGGUAUUCUAAUAGAUACCAUCAGAAAAAAAGUAAAUGCAACGAUGGCAGCAACGAAACGUAUAGAAUUCUUAAUCAACGAUCGAGACAACCGAUUAUUGCAUCUGUACAAUAACUAAAGAAAAGUUCAGAUUUAUUAAAAGCACAAAACAACUUGCACAUGUAUUAUAAAAAUAUGCAUUUUUACAUACUUGUCGAAAGUUACAAUUUUUUUCAGCCAAUAAAUUUAGCAUUUUGCAGAGCUGUUAUAACAGCAAAAUAUUUUCGAAGUGUAUAUUACAUGAGAGGUUUACAUAAAAUAUAACUUAGAAGAAUUCGACGUACGAAGCAUCGGCAUUUUAACACAAACAUUGUUCAGAACUUGCAUUAUUAGCUGCGUGUAAUUUAACUAACUGUUAUACAGUGGAAACAUACCAAAACUUUAUAGAAAGUAAUCAUGCAUUUUUAUCUAUUAUUGACGACUACAACAAGCUCUUCACAUAACAAUCGUUCAGAUAGCACCUUUAAAAGAGCAAAGACUAAGCAAGCGUUUAAAGAAUAUUUAAAUUAUGAAAUAAUAAUUAUAUUUUCAGAUACUUUUGGUAUAUAUCCACUUAUAGCUUCGGCGAAGUAUAUACGCAAUUAUAUACAUUCUAUAUAAAAAUGAUACGGGCGACCGUUUCAUACUAAACAUAUUUAUACGCUCGAUAUACGACACACUGACACAUAUAUAUAUUAAACACAAGGACCAAGGCAACAAUAAUCGAAAAUUUGAGCAAUAUGUUAUAUAAAUGUCGUGUGUUUAUCUAAGACGUGAUCUAUAGUCGAUAUAUGAAUCUACCUAAUAAAUAUAUAAAUAUAUACUACCUUGAUCUAAGACAAAAUAGACAUAAAAGUUAUAUAAUUUGAAAAUCGGUAUCCUGCAUUAAAAAUCGUUGCUUAACUUCUGAGUAGUUUGUACAAUAUAGUUUAUAACUUAUAUUAAUUUUUUACUAUAUAUUGUAUAUUUUCACAAGUAGUAUUGCGAGGCAACAUAAUUUUACGUCUGGCUUAUACUCUCUAUUCAACAAUUCUGUUAAAUGAAUUGUUUUUUCAGGAUUAGUCAUACAAUUGCGUAAAAGAGCACAUUUUUGUUACUAGAUUAUUAUUGAAACCGCUUUAGAAAUAAGCAAUCCAUACAGUUCUGUUCCAAAAUAAAGUUUUCAGUGUUAUAAGCUAUAUUUAAACUGAAUGACAUAAUAAUCUUCGUCGCUGACUGAGGAUAAGAAUUUUGCAUUAAGAGUUUACUGUUAUUGAAAAUUAAAAUAUAUGUUUGCAUUAUUGGUGUUAUUCGCAUGCCAAAUAUUUAAUUGCCUGCGAAUUGUUGAAGACUCAAGUUUUUGGUAGAGUCAUCUAAAUGAUAUUCUAAACUAGUAGAUGAAUUAACAAUAAUGGAUUUUAGAAAAAAAAAACUAAAUUGUAAUAAACGUUUUAAUAAUUCAGAAAGAGAGAACGUUAAAAUUAAUCAAGUAUUUUUGUCAAUUUUAUCGAAAUUUCAUGUUAUAAGGUCGAAAAUUUGCACAACUAAAGACGAAAGCGACGUUUUGAGAUUUAGACAUUUACAAGAUCAAUUUGAUGUUCUGGAAGCUUUUGAUGCACUAGUGUAGGAAAGUACAGCUUAACUUCAGUCAGUGAAUAAUAACUAUAGGCACUAUAAACUUGGAAAUAGAGUAAAAAGUGAUGAUAGAACAAACGGUUAGGAACUAUAUAUUAUAACUGUGUAAUCGAUGCUGCUGUUAAUGUUAAUUACUAAUUAAGUUGUCAUCUUCAAUAAAGUAUACUUAUUGCCAUA
Nasonia vitripennis (jewel wasp) is the source of this 6603-nucleotide messenger RNA. RefSeq names its product CKLF-like MARVEL transmembrane domain-containing protein 4. The transcript has 5 exons. The coding region runs from base 405 to 944 and encodes 179 amino acids. The record is from RefSeq and is a predicted model, not a curated record. Lineage: Eukaryota; Metazoa; Arthropoda; Insecta; Hymenoptera; Pteromalidae. Gene Ontology annotation, cellular component: membrane.